AUGUACGACCCGAACGUUGUUCAUUAUGCAUUGGAAUCCCGUGAAUUCAACGAGGCAAGUUUUGGUGACAACAAUGAAUACAAGUCAGAAAAACGCAUCAACGCACAGUUGGUCACUGCAACGCCGGCCGGACCAUGUGAGACGUCGCUACUAGAUCGCCAGUGCAAGUGGCGCCAGAAACCGGUUCCAGACUCAGACGACAAAACUGAAAGUCAGUUCCGGGAUGACGAUGAGAAAGCCAACUAA
Molecule: messenger RNA, 246 nt
Organism: Soboliphyme baturini
Lineage: Eukaryota; Metazoa; Nematoda; Enoplea; Dioctophymatida; Soboliphymatidae
Source: the annotation of a GenBank genome assembly